Messenger RNA from Penicillium verrucosum, 321 nucleotides. RefSeq lists its product as uncharacterized. The record is from RefSeq and is a predicted model, not a curated record. Lineage: Eukaryota; Fungi; Ascomycota; Eurotiomycetes; Eurotiales; Aspergillaceae. The transcript has a single exon. The coding region runs from base 1 to 321 and encodes 106 amino acids.
AUGUUGCUAACAAGUCCGAACAGUGCCUUUGAAUCCCACCCCCAGUGCCAGCCCCCUAGCACCCAUCCAACUAUCUUCUUCCUGUACGACUUCGUCCGCAACAGCCACAACCAGCUGAAGGCCGUCGACGCCGACAAGUACGCUGCUGGUGACAACGGUGCUAAGACUGCCGUUAGCGAGAUUGAAGGCCGCAAUGCGUUUGCCAAUAUGCUCAUCAAUGACAAGUCUGGCAAGCUGUCCAUGAUGACUGGCGGCGACCCCUCCAACCCUGCUGAUUUUGGCCCGGAGAUCAAGAACAAGGCCCUCAUUUUGUCUCAGUAA